AUGGAAAAUAUCAAGCAUGCGCCUUGUGACAUGCGUACCACUGAAGACCAAGUUAAUCGUCUUUAUAUGGAGUUGCGUGGUAUAGCAUUUGGAAAUCUUCCUGAAGUUAAUAGUGAAAUCAGUGUGUCCAAGAGUGACAACUUACAACUUCCAAAUGAUAACCAUACUUUCUCCAUUUCUACUCCGGACUCCGAAUGCCCAAACACUAACUGGCCUUUGGACGAAACCGUUAACAACUCUGUUCAGCCAGAAUCUCUUUCCUAUCAAGUUAAUGAUUCUACUUAUAAUAUAGGCUCACAGGACUUGUCAGGAUUCCUUCAGGAUCUUGGUCCUGAUAUCAUUCCGGAAAUUGCCAGUUUCAGCAUCGACGGAGUGGUCAAUGGAGGUAGUAAUACUACUGACUCUUCUGCUGUAGAUGAGUUUUUGAAAGUACCCAAAGCGUAUACGGACCAAUCUCCACACAGCAAUGAAAACUCAUUUAAAGACACCAGUGGUUGCCAAUUUCUCAGUCUUCAUACUAGCGGCAGUAAUCCUUCAGAUAAGGAUUUAGGAGUUAUGUUUGAUGCAUCUGAUCUUGUAGAACACUCACGAAAUUCUUUGAAAUCAUGCUCCAUUACUCCGUGUAAUAAUCAGUUAGAGUCAUCUCAACAGCUCCCCAUAGGUAAUUCUGGAAACCUGGGUCAAUUUUCAUCUGAUAGGUCUGCUAUCCCAUCGUCUGCUAAUGCAGAAGCUCAACCACUUAACAGUGAUGGUGGAGAGUCAAUCAUUGAAUCCGAUCCCAGGAUUUCAACGAAUCCUCUGGAAACGGGUAUGGGAUCUGACAUCAUCAACUUACCUAUUCCAAAUUGUGCACGUUCGAUUAUCUCUGAUUUACUAAAGACUCCUUUAAAUGAAGAAUUCGCAACAUCCUGUGCUGGUCAGCAAUCUGACUCUAAAGAAUCUACCAGUAUUUUGCCUGUUCCAUGUGUAUCUAGUGAAUUCACUCAUCUUCCAUCGACAUCCGGACUAAAUUCUUUGGAUAUCGACUGGUUGGAAACGGAUACUCAAGGCCAUUCUGUGAAUUCUAAUCUUUCUAACCAUGUACCUGAUUUUAGCAGCCAAACCUUUGGUCUUUCACCAAAACAACUUGAAAAACUGGCACAGACUCAAAAUGAUUUGGUGCAUUUAGAUGAAUAUAUCCUAACUCCAUUCGAAAAUGCUUUAAGUGUUAUGGAAGCCCAGUUGGAUGUAAUCACGGAACGUGUAACUAAUUUUGAACGAUUGCAUAAACACGACCCUUGUAACAGUCCUUAUUCAGAGCACCAUAUAUUUGAAGACAACAAGAAAUUUUCAAAUGCGAAAUAUCAAGAAAAUAAUGAUAUUUGUACUUCAACAGGUCUUACUCACUCAUCUCAGUUGUCGAAUUCAAUGUGUAUGGCAUUACCAUUGAGAAAAAUGAAUGACAAGUACUCUUCCGCACCCGUUGUUGAUACUACAGAAUAUAAAGAAUUCAAGCUAGAUGGCGUAGAAACUUAUUUAAAAGACGCUAGGACUGCAGCUCAGCAUCUUUAUCGGAUGAAAAACGCAUCUUCGCAAGCAUCAAUUUAA
Molecule: messenger RNA, 1587 nt
Organism: Heterobilharzia americana
Lineage: Eukaryota; Metazoa; Platyhelminthes; Trematoda; Strigeidida; Schistosomatidae
Source: the annotation of a GenBank genome assembly